CAAAAAUCAAUUUUUGGAUCUACGCUUCUUCUCAUCGAGCUCAUUUCAACGGCCUCCCCGCCACCGCCACCUCCACCGCCAUGAGAAUACGCAAGCACGCGAAGAUUUCUCCAUUGCUCUACGCGCCGUCGCCUCUCAAGCUCCAAACUCACGUCUGCCAGCUCAAUCAGUCGCCGUGGGACGCCAUGACCUUCUCCCCACCGCCGUCUCCUCCGCCGCCGCUUCAGGUGAACGGCAGCGACGCUCGCGCUGGAAAUGGAAGCUCCGACCCUCGCGUUUCCGUUUCUGAGAGGCGAUCGGAAUAUCCGGACGCGGCUGCGCUAGAGAGCGGCGCGGCCGUUAUUUACUGCUGCAAGACCGACGGGAAGAGCUGGCAGUGCCGGAGGGAGGCGGCGGAGGGCAAUUCGAAAUGCGAGCACCACUUAUCCUUAGUUAAGAGCUACAGCAGCACCGCCGCUAAGAAAUCCGCCAAGCCGCCGGAGGCUCCUCGCCGGACUCGGCCGAAGAAGGCUCCGGCGGCGGCGGCGUCCAAUCCCUACGAAUUCUACUACUACACCGGCUUCGGGCCGCGGUGGGGCAAGGUGAGAGGCGAAACCGAUAGCAAGCACGAGGGUUUCGUUUACGAAGACGACGACAGCGAGGAAGACGAAGAUGAUGAUAGGGUUGAUGGGAAGAAGAAGAGGAUGAGAAAGCCGAUCAAAGCUAGGUCGCUGAAAUCGCUCUUUUGAAGAAUAAUUAUGUAGAAAUGUCACGUUUUAUUUUAUUUUUCUGAAUUAAAUGAAAUUUGUAGGGUGCAAAAUAUGGUUUGACGGUUUUGGGGUUCUACUUUGGGUGAGGUUAAGAUCCUCGGCCGUAACCACGCACGCACAUUUUAAUGUAUUUUGGUCGGGAGAAAUCACGAGGGUAGAAUGGUCUUUUCGUGUUUGUAUUAAAACAUUGGUUUUUUUUUUUUGCGUCUUGCACAGA
Salvia hispanica is the source of this 966-nucleotide messenger RNA. RefSeq lists its product as uncharacterized. Lineage: Eukaryota; Viridiplantae; Streptophyta; Magnoliopsida; Lamiales; Lamiaceae. The record is from RefSeq and is a predicted model, not a curated record.